AAAUAACAAAAAAUGGGGAAAGUUUUAAUAUGUUUUCUCCUGUUAUUUUUCAUCUCCAUCCACAAAAUAGACUCUAUUCUUACAUUUAGGCAUUACAACAUCCAAAUUUCGAAUCAAAUUGCAGGUAACAAAAAACUUAUGAUCAAUUGUCGAGCUGCCGGAUUUAUGGCGACUGAAGUUAAAUUUCUUCCCUUUAAUACCGUAUGGUUAAUCUCAUUCACAGUUUUUCCAAGAACUUUGAUUUGGUGCGAUUUGUGGAAGGGAAAUGAUUAUGUGCAAUAUGCAACGUUUGACGCCUUUAUAGCGAAAGAAAGUUUUUUACAUGAUGUAUGUGGAGGUAGGAAGCCAAAUGUAUGUUACUGGCAAGCACGAGAAGAUGGAAUAUAUGUACGAAAUAAUGCAGUCGGAACCCUUAAAUUUAUGUAUAAAUGGGAAACACAAAAUUCGACUAAUAUACUAUUCUAGUCAA
Capsella rubella is the source of this 469-nucleotide messenger RNA. Its product is annotated as S-protein homolog 21. The record is from RefSeq and is a predicted model, not a curated record. NCBI's taxonomy places the organism in Eukaryota, Viridiplantae, Streptophyta, Magnoliopsida, Brassicales, Brassicaceae. The coding region runs from base 13 to 465 and encodes 150 amino acids. The transcript has 2 exons.